Messenger RNA from Coffea eugenioides, 2136 nucleotides. Its product is annotated as disease resistance protein At4g27190-like. The coding region runs from base 1 to 2136 and encodes 711 amino acids. Gene Ontology annotation, molecular function: ATP hydrolysis activity; ADP binding. Lineage: Eukaryota; Viridiplantae; Streptophyta; Magnoliopsida; Gentianales; Rubiaceae. The transcript has a single exon. The record is from RefSeq and is a predicted model, not a curated record.
AUGGCCAUCCAAGAUAUUGCACUUUCAAUUGUGGGAAAAAUUGCAGAGAAGUGUGUCGAUCCAAUUUUGCGUCAAUUUCAGUACUUAAUUUUCUACAAAAGCAACGUUCAAACUCUGAGUGAUGACAUCAAAAAACUUGAGCUAAAGGAAACUGAGGUGCAACAAAAGGUAGAUCGAGCAAAAGACAAUGCUGAAGAAAUUAUACCAACUGUUGUUGAUUGGCUGAAACGAGUUGAGGAUGUAAAGAAAGAUGCACGUACUAUUUCUGAGGGUAUGGAGACUGCUAAGGUGAAUUGCUUGAAUAUUGUCAGGCUUCCGAAUUUGAAGUCAUGCUAUUUGCUAGGCCGACGUGCGGUGAAAAGAACGAGUGUUGUUGAAAAACUCUUAGGAGAGGGGCAAUUUGAUAAAGUUGGAAGCAUUGCUCCAUUAGGCAAAAUGCGUUUUAGUGAAUCAACCCCAUCCUUAGAGGAAGGCCUAGUUUCUAGGAUGUCAACAAAGAAGGAACUGAUGGAAGCUUUAAAGCAGGAGAAAACUAGCCUAAUGGCGAUUUGUGGUAUGGGCGGCAUAGGCAAGACUACUCUAGUCAAACAAAUUGCUGACCAGGUUAAGUUCGAGAAAUUGUUUGAUGAAGUCGCCAUGGCAAUCGUGUCUCAAAGUCCAGACAUGAGAAAUGUCCAAGAUCAACUUGCUGAGCAGUUAGGGCUGAAGAUAAUAGAGCAAACUGAUCGUGCCAGAGCUGAAAGAUUGUGUACGAGACUAACUGGCCGUGACAAGAGAAUUCUUGUUAUAUUGGAUGACAUUUGGAAAGUAGUUGAUUUUGAGAGUCUAGGAAUUCCCGUCAAAGGUGAAUGCAAGAGCUUAAAAGUUAUACUGACAUCUCGAUCCUCAGAUGCUUGUCGGGACAUGGGAGCUGAAAUUUUUGAGAUGCAUGCCUUGCGUAAAGAAGAAGCAUGGCAUCUUUUUAAAGAGGUUGCAGAAAUUUCUGAUGAUUCUGCUUUGAGUGGUGUUGCAAAGCAAGUUGCAGAGGAAUGCAAAGGUCUACCUCUUGCAAUUGUUGUUGUUGCCCGGGCAUUAAAGGGCAAUCAUACUCUAGAAUCCUGGGAUCGUGCCCUUCGGCAAUUAAAAGAGUACACAAUUAAAGAACUAGAAGGAGAUGAAGAUUUAGUGUUUUCAAGAAUUAAGUUUAGCUAUGACUAUUUAAAAAGCGCUGAAGCUAAGUCACUACUUUUGCUUUGCAGUUUGUUUCCAGAGGAUUAUAGUAUUCCAAUCGAAUGUUUGGUUAGGUAUGGUAAAGGGCUAGAAUUGUUCCCAAAUAGACGGAGGUUAGUAGAUGUAAGAGACAAGGUAGACACGCUUAUUGGUCACCUAAAAAGCUCCUAUUUGUUGCUAAAUGAUGCUAAAAAAAAAGACUCUGCAAAACUGCACGAUGUCGUGCGAGAUGUGUGCUUGUCAAUUGCAUCAAAAGACGAGCAUGAGUUCUUAGUGAGCAAUUCUAGAGUGGGAGAAAAGAAUUCUUACACAGCAAUUUCACUAAUAUCGCAAGAUUCCAAUCAUGAUCUACUUCCAUUUUGCAAGGAAUAUCCAAGGCUUAGGCUGUUGCGCUUGGUAUUCCAACCAGGAGAACUCAAUCUAUCAGAAGACUCUUUUGUAGGAAUGGAAGCUCUCAGGGUCAUGGAACUAAACCACUCGCAAAUUGAAUUUCCACUAUCAUGGCCUGGCCAAAUGCUAAGGAGCCUUCGGACACUAUGCCUGGAUGAUUGUGUAUUGGGCACUGGAUUGUCGUCAAUGCUUGGACACAUGACGCAGCUGGAAACUUUGAGCCUCUUUGAAUCCAAAAUUCUGGAUGAUCAGUUUCCAGCUGAAAUCGGUCAGUUGAGUAAUUUAAAGUUGUUGGAUUUGAGGGUCAAAAGUAGCCUCCAUCCCUUGCCUAGUGGUAUCUUGUCAAGCCUGAAGAAACUAGAAGAAUUGUAUUUGGGAUCUGGUGAUCAUUUGCGGCUAGGGAGAGAUAAAGAAGAGGAAAAAGAUGCCUUGAAGAGAUCUCAUCAAUCUCUAAUCUUGCAUGUCUCCAGAUUGCUUUGUAUGACCUUAGCCUCCUACUUCUAUCUUGGCAAGAAUUUGAUACUCAGAGGUUGUUAA